Messenger RNA from Brienomyrus brachyistius, 4726 nucleotides. RefSeq names its product exocyst complex component 3-like. Bases 266 to 2251 code for a protein of 661 amino acids. Gene Ontology annotation, cellular component: exocyst. NCBI's taxonomy places the organism in Eukaryota, Metazoa, Chordata, Actinopteri, Osteoglossiformes, Mormyridae. The transcript has 13 exons. Gene Ontology annotation, molecular function: SNARE binding. The record is from RefSeq and is a predicted model, not a curated record. Gene Ontology annotation, biological process: exocytosis; exocyst localization.
GGUGUGUGUUAACUGAAUUAACUCAGCUAUGCUAUCUUCUUAUUUAAAUCUUAAUACUGUUCAGACUCUGUUGAUUGGAAGUGUUGUAUUACUUUGUUCGUCUGAGUUUAGACAAUGUUGACAAAUAGGACCAAGACAGCAGGCAACGGGGGAGGGGGGAGGCGUAUUAAAAUAAUCUGCGCCAGCAGGCAGUCCGAAACACCGAACUCAAGUCAGAGAAAGAGAAAGUGAAGAAAGCCCACAGCUAGGCCAAAACGAAGUAACGAUGAAAGAAGACGGAGCUGAAGCGCCACCUGAAAAUACGAUCGGGGGAGAUGGCCGAAAUUUCUUCCCUAGACUGACGAUGAAGUUUAGUUUUAUCCAGAAAAGGAAAGGUGACACCGGUGUCCGAAGAAGCACAUCGUCUGAAGGUGGUACUCAGACAGCUGCACCUCCUUUUGAGGAGAAUCUAUCCCAGCUGCGUCUAUGGGAGGCAGGCCAGCAGCUGAUCACCCGAGAGGAACAGCUGUUUGGUUCAACUGGAGAGAAGGAGGCUGAGCGGGAAACCAAGGAGGCUGCACUGCGCAAGCACUACAAGGCCCUGCUCCUUAAGGUCCAGGAGGUGGUGCGAGACACCCUGGAUUGCAAGACCACGGAGAGCUCCCUCAAGUCAGCAGUGAGUGCCAUUGUGGAGGAGGAGAAGCGAGAUGAGCGGUGGCAUAAGGCAAUGGAGGAUCAGAUUCCACCAUGGAGGCCACAGAGGUGGAGAAAGACCCACGAUCGUAUGCUGGAAGAGCUUGUGACUCUGCGGAUAAACCGGCUGGACAAUGUGCAGGUGGUGGAGAACCUGUCCUCCAGCCUGAAGAUGGACAUCUGCAAGAUGGGCAAACUGGUGAAAGAUGACCUGCUGAGGGUGGUGCAGAAUGUGAAGAACUGCUACCCAGAAGAGUUUGACGUAUGUAACCUGUACGCUAGGUUGUAUCACCAGGCUUUCUCUGAACGUCUGCAGGAUUUAGCCACGUCUCCCAUGGAAAUAGAGGACUGCACCUAUUUCAUCUCCUGGGUGUAUGAUCACUACCCAAACAAUGUAUUGGGGCACAAAAGCCUUCAAACAAGCAUAGACCUACAGGCACUUGGACCUCUACUGCCUGAAGAUGUGCUCCUGCCCUUGGAACAGCAGUACCUCUCCCAUGUUGAGAGCCAGCUAAGCACGUGGAUAUCCAAGGCCCUGACCAAUGAGAAUGCGGCAUGGAAAAAAAGAGAUUUGCCUGAAAAGGAGGACGGAUAUUAUACUACAGCCAUGACUUUUCUAGUCAUUAAGCUUGUUGAUGACUGCAUAAAGAAGGCAGGCACCAUUCUGGGAGACAAUGCGAAGGCUCAGAGGAUUGUGUGUCAGCUGGGGCCAUUUUUACAAAGCUAUAGGGAAUCCCUGAAGAAUCAAAUGAAAGUCAAACAGAUCAAUGUGAAACCGAUAGUAAAGGGCAGCUUAGCAGGCAUCUUCCAGCUCAGGGACUAUAUUGUGGUUUCCAUGGACCCCCAGCUUGCCGAUGUGAGGGUCAGGUACCUGAACAUAGUAAAUGACAUGGAGAAGCAGUGCUAUAAGUACCUGCUAAACAGCAUACAAAGUGACAUAAAGCCACAUUAUAGACAUCUGGGGACAGAAUCAUGGCUGAGUGAUGGCAGCAUGAUGGAGAAGCUGCUAAUGAAGAUUAGAGAAAAUGUGGAAGACCACAAGGACAUGAGGCCCAACUGCCUGCAGGCACUGGUAGCACACCUGCACCUGCAAAUGAUGGUGGAGUACGUGAGGAAGCUGAUGAAGAGGAAGCUGAGGCUGAAGUCGCGACAAGAAGAGGAAAGGCUGGUGGAGAGGCUGUGUGAGGAUAGCCAGUCCCUGAAUGACUUGUUCAGCCAGGAGGGCUCCAAGGAGGAGUGGCUGAGUUCUGUUCUCCUUGGAAUUGCUGAACUUCUGAAGCUGCAAGACCCAGAGGCCAUUAAGCUGGAGGUUGUCUCACUGGCUCAGAAGUAUCCAGACAUCAGAGAAGAGCAUGUCUGCGCCCUGCUGUACCUCAAGGCCAACCUGUCAAAGGACAACAUAGCAAACAUACAGAAGAACCUGGUGGAGAACCACAUCCCAUCUGUGCCCACAACUAGCCCACCCUUUUACUGUAUGGUGCAGGUCAACAGGAUCUUCAAGGUUGCUCACUCGAGAUCACAGAUCACAGCUAUAGGACUACCCAAAAUUCCCUUGCAAUUUUUAAUGCUCUUAGCCUAGCCUGUUGUACCCUCUAUUUUUGAAACAUUUGUUAUAUAUAAUGAUUUACAAGCAUAUGAGGUUAUGAUUUGUACACAUUAUAUUUCAGUUUGCUGUGUAGUCUUCUGAACCUGUCUCAUUGUUACUGUAUUUUAUUUAUUCAGUUACAUAUUGUAUAAAGCAUGGAUGUGUGUACUUGUAAAUUCUAACUCUGAUCUUCAGGUUGUGUACUUUAGGCGCUUACACUCAUGAAGUGCAAGUCCACAAACAUGCAAAAUUCCUGUGAGAUGUGCUAUACUUCAGAAAUAGCAGAACUGUAGUCAAGACCACCUUUGUCAAGUUCAAGACAAGCCCAGAACCAGGACUGAGUCAAGUCCAGAGAGGUUUGAGUCCAAGUCAAUACCAAACCCAAAUGAGAGAGACGAUCAAGACCGAGAAAGAAAAAAAUCCUCUUUUAUACCACUUACUUCACUGUUUAUAAUUUUUGUGUAAUACUUGAGACAGAGUAUAUCUUCUGUUUUAAGAUGAUCAUUCUGCAGUAUUUUUUUAAGAUCAAAAAGCAAUUGCAGUAUAACAGUACUGCAGGAUGAGCAUGGAUACAUCGUGGAGAUUUGGCAGGCAUAAAAUUGGUUACCAGCCGGUCUACCCAUUUUGGAUUUUGAAUUAAUUAAACUAAUGCUUGUUUUCUGAAUAAGUUUGCUUAAUCAAUGAUUUUGUUUGAAGGAGGAGUUGUUUGAGAAAAAAAUAUAUAAACAUUUUUAAAAGCAGUUGGACUUGGUUGAGAAUAAUAUUUGGUGAGACCUAUGGUUAAGAUUCAGACAAGUCCAAGGGCUAAUACCAAGAAGUCCAAAAUGAUAGAAAAAUGUCUUGAGACAGAACUUGAGUCUGACUACAACCCUGAAAAAUAGAUUAUUAAGCUUUUUGUGCAUAAUGUAAACACAUGCUCUCCAAGUACCAUUUCAGUUACCAAAUAUAAAACAAGGAGUCAUUCAAGAACAUUACGCUGAAUAUAAUGUGCACUAUUUCAUCCAUUGCCUGGAUCACUGUCUUUGUUACGGGCAGCCUGUUGACACCGUUGUGUCAAGAUAGCUGGUGUCACGAUCACGGUGGAGGUAUGCAGCGAUCGUGCAGGUAAGGCGAGCAAGCAGCAGGCAGACAGGUCGAGAUCGGGGUAACUCGGGGUUUAAUCAGGGACGAGGGAUUAAAGGACAUCAGGCAGGAACAAAUCAUACAAGAUCCAUGACUAACCGUACAACAACAGUUAGCACAACAAUGACAGACAAGGGGAACAGGUCAGACCAGGACUUAAAUACACAUGGACUAAUCAAAGGAAACGGACAAAGCUGGAGAAAUCAGGGGGCGUGGCACACACGAGGAGCGGACGAGCCGGGCAUGACAGCUGGAGUGUAUGAGGUCAUUUUUACCCCGUCUUCUGGGUCUUUUGGACUGUUUAUAUGUGCUACCUGGCUCCUUCAAAGGUCUUUUGAGGGCUGCCUGUCCAGGGAAGGGAAAGCUGUUGUGGAACUAUUAACAUUAAAGUCCAGUGAGUGGAGUCCAUGGGGAAUGGUUAUGGUCUUUGAGAAAGUGCCCCUAUUCAGAGUGCUCCAUCAUGUUGAAAGAGGGUAGGGAACACACCCAGGUAAAUUUGGAGUUUAUCAUCUCUGUUUUAUAUCAUCGGUUUUAUCUUCUUAUUCAACCUAAUAUUUUUGUACUUUGUGAUUCAAGGACUCAAACAACAUGUAUGUUUUUUUAAUGUAUUUGCCUCGUGAAAUGUACUGACAAGUAUUUCUACAAAUAUACUCUCUUAAAUUUCUGUUCAAUCACAUCUACAAUAACUAUUUAUUUUCUGAAGCAUUGUCUAGUUCUGUAAGUUAAUGUGAAUAAAUGCCUGCAUGUGGGCUGAGUAUGGGCUAGUCACUGCCUUAUUAAGCAGUCUUGUUAGUGCUCUGGAUUUUGUGUGUAAUAUGAGAGGGACAUUUGUAAUGGUUUGGCUCUGUGGGUUACAAUUCAGAUUGCUACUUGUUCAAAUCCCUUGGUCAGCAGAGUAAUGUCACCAUUGGAAAAAGUGUAUCCUAACUGUAAAUAUAAAGAAUUGUUUUAAAUUUAUUUUUCCCCUUUAUUUGUUUAGCUCUCCUGUGAUGAGAUGCAUAUUGUGAUCGGGUGAACUAUGAGUAUGAUAAUGUGACUCCUGCAAUUUGAAGAGAAACAUUGCUGAUUUAUCAUUGUAGAUGUAAUUUCUUUGGGUUGUAUUUUGCAUACACGUUUUUGGCAUUAUGGGCAAUGUGAUGGUAACUGUGUAUAUAAUAGGCCUUCAGUGUUUGCACCCACUGCCGUCUUAUUCCUGUCCAGCUGUACUCUGCACUUGGUUUGGUUACGGCUGUCAAGUUUCCUUUUGAAUAUAUACAUGAUGUUGAAGUCUUAACUGUAUCUGUUAAAUGUUUAUCUGAGACUCUUUGUUGAUGGAUUACUAUAUUAAUAAAUGUACAUAUCAGCUUC